Molecule: messenger RNA, 2025 nt
Organism: Arabis nemorensis
Lineage: Eukaryota; Viridiplantae; Streptophyta; Magnoliopsida; Brassicales; Brassicaceae
Source: the annotation of a GenBank genome assembly
AUGGGAGAUAUUUUUAUCCAAUAUCCAUCAUCUCUUCUAGCUCGUGUCUUGAAGGGACGGUAUUUUAGACUUACUAGCCCUUUGGAAGCUAAGAAGGCUUAUUCCCCGUCGUUCGGUUGGCAGAGUAUCAUGGCGGCCAAACCAUUACUUCAACAAGGUCUUAGGAAAACCAUCGGUGCGGGAACCAUCACACAAAUUUGGAGUGAUCCAUGGAUUCUCGACAUCCCAGCCCGUCCGGCGAGACCACUAAAUAGAGCAAAUAAUCAUGAUCCAUUACUAAAGGUCAACACCCUCAUUAGAGGAGAUUCGAGAUCAUGGGAUUUACCUCUAAUCAGAUACCUAAUCCAUCCUGACGAUAUCCCUCUCAUUUUAGGGAUGAGGCCUAUUCGUAAUUCCAUACCAGAUGGGUAUGUGUGGAGUCAUACGACCACAGGGGACCCUCAAAUCUCGACAUGCCAGAUCGAUGCAUCUUGGAUUGAUCAUGGUCCGAGCUCCGCAACAAGUUUCUGCAAGAACACACCAUAUCCAGACACCUGUUUCCACUCCUUAAAACUCUCCAUCUCCAUCAACAUAAGCCCCAACAUUCUCUCUUUCCUCCUCCAAACCCUCGAAACAGCUCUUUCCGAAGCCGGAAAACUCACCGAUCUCCUUUCCAGUGCCGAAAACCUCGUCGAGGGCCAACGUGGCUCUCUCCAAGACUGCAAAGAUCUUCACCACAUCACUUCUUCCUCCUUGAAACGAUCACUCUCCAAGAUCCAAGACGGUAGUUAUGAUUCACGGAAGCUAGCCGACGCUAGAGCUUACCUGAGCGCCGCUCUCACCAACAAGAACACUUGCUUGGAAGGUCUUGAAUCGGCUUCUGGUCCGCUAAAGCCAAAGCUCGUGACCUCCUUCGACACCACUUACAAACACGUAAGCAACUCACUCUCUGCUCUGUCGAAACAGAGGAAAGCAAGCAACAUGAAAACCGGUGGCAAGAACCGCCGGUUACUUGGGCUGUUUCCCGACUGGGUCACUCAGAAAGAUCGCCGGUUUUUAGAAGAUUCUGGUGACGGGUACGAUAACAAUGGUGAGUACGACCCGAGUGAGAUCCUAGUAGUUGCUGCUGAUGGAACAGGGAAUUUUACGACCAUUAACGAGGCCAUAAGCUUUGCUCCAGAUAUGAGUAACGAGAGGGUGCUGAUAUAUAUAAGGGAAGGCGUGUAUGACGAGAACGUAGAGAUUCCGAUCAACAAGACUAAUAUUGUUCUGAUCGGAGAUGGGUCCGAUGUUACGUUUGUUACCGGCAACCGAAGCGUCGGGGAUGGAUGGACCACUUUCCGAUCUGCUACUCUUGCGGUUUCGGGGGAAGGAUUCUUGGCAAGGGAUAUAACGAUAACGAACACGGCUGGACCGGAGAAGCACCAAGCGGUUGCAUUACGUGUGAAUGCAGAUUUCGUGGCCUUAUACCGAUGUGUCAUUGACGGUUACCAGGAUACACUUUACACCCACUCGUUUCGACAGUUCUACCGCGAAUGCGAUAUCUACGGAACUAUUGAUUAUAUCUUUGGGAAUGCAGCCGCAAUGUUCCAAGGCUGUAACAUUGUUUCAAAGUUACCUAUGCCGGGACAAUUCACUGUAGUUACGGCUCAGUCACGGGAUAGCCCGGACGAAGUCACGGGGAUCUCGAUGCAGAAUUGCUCCAUCCUAGCUACGGAAGAAUUACAUAACAGCUCAAAUGAAGUCAAGAGCUAUUUGGGACGUCCAUGGAGAGAAUAUUCGAGAACGGUCGUAAUGGAAUCUUUUAUUGAUGAGUUUAUUGACGGUUCGGGUUGGACCAAAUGGACCGGUGGUGAAGGACUUGAUACUCUUUAUUAUGGCGAGUAUAAUAAUAACGGGCCAGGUUCUGAGACAAUAAAGCGGGUCAACUGGUCGGGUUAUCACAUUAUGGGUUAUGAAGAUGCGUUUAAGUUCACUGCAACGGAGUUUAUCACCGGCGAUGGUUGGUUAGGCAGUACUUCGUUCCCUUAUGAUAAUGGAAUUUAA